Hirsutella rhossiliensis is the source of this 1137-nucleotide messenger RNA. RefSeq names its product short chain dehydrogenase domain-containing protein. NCBI's taxonomy places the organism in Eukaryota, Fungi, Ascomycota, Sordariomycetes, Hypocreales, Ophiocordycipitaceae. The record is from RefSeq and is a predicted model, not a curated record. The transcript is spliced from 6 exons. The coding region runs from base 1 to 1137 and encodes 378 amino acids. Gene Ontology annotation, molecular function: oxidoreductase activity; pyridoxal phosphate binding; transaminase activity.
AUGAAGACGGAAAACAGGACCUUCAUCGUUUCCGGCGGGGCGUCGGGCCUGGGCAAGGCAUGUGUCGAGGACCUGGUGAGGAGUGGAAGCACCAACGUCGCCAUCCUCGACAUGACUUCAGAUGCCGGAGAGUCUCUUGCCGCCGACCUUGGUGCCGCCCACUGGGCUCAGCAGACGGCCAGACCUCUGGGCGGCGUUGUUUCUGCUGCCGGAAUAUCCCUACCGGCGACGAUGCUCGAUCGAAACGGCUCCGCCUUCAGCCUCGAUGACUUUGACCUGGUCCUGGGCGUCAACCUGCGCGGCACCAUCGACCUCGUGCGCCAGUCCGUCGAACAAAUCGCCAAAGUCGACGCCGAUGCCGACGGAGAGCGUGGCGUCGUCAUCAUGGUCGCAAGUUCGGCCGCAUUCGACGGCCAAAAAGGCCAGCUCUCGUACUCGGCCAGCAAGGGGGCCGUCGCCAGUAUGACCCUCCCCAUGGCGAGGGACCUGGCCCGCUACGGCAUCCGCUGCAUCACGAUAGCCCCGAGCUUGUUCGAGAGCAGGAUGACGAGCAUGAUGUCUGCAAAAGUGCGCAGCAGCCUCGAGGCGACUUUCGAGUUCCCCAAGAGAGCUGGACGGCCGGACGAGUUUGCUCAGUUGUACCACUUUGAGAGCAACGAGUCGCAGCGCGUGCGCUUCUUCUCGCGCAAGCAGAGCUACCACGAGAACACCAUGGCGGCCAUGUCCGUGUCGUACGACCUGGCGCGAAUUGUGUCGUACCAGUGCUUCUCCUAUCCGCACGUCUCACACGUCACGUACGCCUACCGGCACAAGCACGCCGCGGAGUCGGAGGACGACUUCACCGCGCGGCUGCUGCGGGAACUGGAAGACGAAUUUCUCAGAGUUGGGCCGGAGACGGUCGUUGCCUUCAUGGCGCAGACUGUCAUCGGCGCGAUGUACGGCAUCCUACUGAUCCUGGACGACAUCGUGUGCGGCACGGACCGGACGGGAACCUUCUUUGCGUUUGAGCAGGAGGGCAUUGACCCUGACAUCGUUACCGGCGCAAAAGGCCUCGGAGGGGGAUAUGCGGCCAUCGCAAGCAUCUACGUCCAUGGACGGAUCAUCGACACGCUCCGUCGGGGGUCCGAUGGCUGUUGA